AGCGGGACAGUGCAGAGCUUCCAGAGCUACUCCUGCUGCAGCAGCACUAGUGAAAUUGGAAGAGGGAAUAAGGAAGAUAUUGAUUCAGCAUUUGCAGAGUAUAUUUACCAGCUGUAGACAUUCUGUUCAUUUGCACUGCUUGCUAUUCAAAUUCCAGUGACUGUGUUUGGGAGCAGCCGUGAAAAAAGGAGAUGAUUGAGCUGGGUCUCGCUGAAGGGUGCCUCAUCGAUGAACUGAUGGAGCUGACGUCUCAGAGCAUCGGUCAGCUGGAGAUCCAGGAACAUUUCAACAUCAUUAAGGAGAUCGGACGGGGAAAAUAUGGCAAAGUGUUGCUGGUCACCCAUCGUUUUAGGGGGACUCCAAUGGCCCUGAAAGUGAUGCCUAAAGCCUCCACUAAACUGCAGGGCUUUCUACGAGAGUACUGCAUCUCCUUACACCUGUCCUGCCACCCCUGCAUUGUGGGCCUGUUUGGCAUCGCCUUCCAGUCUAAAGAGCACUACUGCUUCGCCCAGGAGCUGGUCAUUGGGAGGGAUCUGUUUGCCGUCAUCAAGCCAAAGGUGGGAAUCCCGGAGUCGUCAGUAAAACGCUGCGUCCUCCAGAUCUCCAGUGCGCUGGAGUUCAUCCACAGCCACGGUCUGGUCCACCGGGAUGUCAAGCCUGAAAACAUCCUGCUGCUGGACACUCACUGCCGUCAGGUCAAGCUGGCAGACUUUGGCCUCGCCCAGAAGAGAGGAACCCUCAUUCGCUUCAUCACAGGGACUUUGCCGUACAUGGCCCCGGAACUUUGCAGCGUGGCUCUGUUGGACAACCAGAAAGAGGUGACAGUGCCUCCUCUGAGCGUGGAGCCCAGUUUGGACACCUGGGCCUUUGCAGUGGUCAUCUUCUGCAUCCUGACCGGUUACUUCCCAUGGGAGCGUUGCAUGAACUCGGACAGCUUCUAUCAGGAGUUUGCCGACUGGUGCGAGACGAAGAAGAAAGUUUAUGUGGAGGAUGACGUCCCUCCUCUGUGGAGGAGGUUCACCCCAGAGGCUAUGGAGAUGUUCAGUCUGCUUCUGGCUCCAGACGCAUCGCAGAGGAGUUCAGCAGGAGCAGUGAGAGCGUACAUGGAAAAAGACUGGCUGAGAAAAGACCAUGGCAACGAGCUGCUCUAGAUAAAUGUACAGAGUGUGCCCUUAUUUGGAGGCAUGUUGUGUAGGAAAAUAUGUUGAUUAAUAUUAAACCAAAAGAAUGGAGGUAGUUUGUGUUUACUCGCGUCGUAAUUAAAAGAAAAAAAUGUUUAUUCGGUUCAAUUAAAAGUUCCAAUGUGGCAUACCAAAGGUAGACAUCAUUUAAAUAUAAAUCAUUGGGUUUUUUUAAUUUCCAUUAUUAUUUUAGAUAAUGGAAGGCAAUGCAAUGACAGUGAUUUCCUGCCUUCAGCUGUGACUAUCUACAAUAACUCUGAAGAAUUUAAUUAAUAUGAGUUACAGCUACAUUUAAUUUCCCUUUGAGAUGAAUAAAGUAUUUUUGAAUUCAAUUUGAAUUGAAUUAAGUAUAUGUAUCACAGAACAACAUUUCUGAUUCAAAAGGAUGAAUCAGAAACCCUUGGAAGAAAGAUUUUUUUUUCUUACAUAAGAACAAUGUACAAAAUAAAAAAAGAAAAUACAUUUCGAAUUCUCUGAAAUACAAAUGAUUUGAUCCAAAACAUUAGCUAGUCAUGUAAAAAUCUUCUCCUGUAUAGCUACUGUAUUUUUUACAAAAUAAUGUUGUUUGAAAUUAAUAUUUCAAAUCUAAUAGGUGCAGUUUUGUUAUAUGUUAUGUGAAACAUGUGAUUUUAGUUUAAGCAAUUUUUUCACCUGGACGACCUGGAUGCUGACAUUGCCAGCAGUAAACUAAAAUGACCACAGGACAUUUUCCAAUCUUCUGACAUUUAUGGACAACUCUGAUGGACAGUAACCUUUAGUCCUGGAGCUCUUUGUAUUGUUUUUUUUAAAGACCCUAAAAGAUCAUUUUUAUCUUCUGUCUGACAAAACAUGGCUCUGAACUUUAGGAGCCUUUGAAGAUCUGUGACCCUAGUCGGGUUGUGGAGGGCAGGUGUGUGGCUUAUGGAGAAACCUUUCAUAAAUAAGGACACACACACACACACACACACACACACACCCGCACGCACACCCACGCACAAAUGUGUUUAGAUUGAAGUGUUUUCAGAUACACUAUGUUGGGCUGUGGUUACAUCCUGUGUUAACCAGUACUGUGUACCUUUUUGUUGAACAGUUACUAUUUAGUAAUAUAAUACAAACAUCAGUUUAUGAUAGACUGUGUGGGUGUAGCUCUGUGUUUGGAUGUGUGCUUGUUCACGAAAAACAUUUAUGUUCUUUGUUUUAAGAAGCAAAUUAAAGAACAUUCUUGCUUUAUUUUGCUUCAAUAUUUUAAAGAAUAUGUUGUUCUUUAAAAUAUUAUUAGUUCAGCGUUUUUCUACGUUUCUGAAGUGAAUGUAACAGUAAAUCUAAGUAAUUAAUGAGAACUCUUGAUGUCUUGUUGCAAACUUUAAACAGGGCUUCAUAUGACAUCUCAAUAUUGGAUUUCUACUUGCCAUUUUUCUGUGAAGCUCAGAUUGAUAGAAUGGAUGUUAAGCUGUCAGCAUUCUAUCAAGUCAGAGUUCUUCGUUCAGAUACCUCGUGCUUCUUGGUUGCUUUUUUCAUUAAUGCUCUUUUUGCCCAACCUGUCAGAUUAAGUAAGGCAGAAUGUUGUGCUUGCUAAUCUUGUUUACAUGUUAGACUUGUUUCCCUUUCUCUCUAGUUCAGCUCUCAGUGGGUUAUCUUCGGUCUACUGUUAAAUAUUCCCCUGAUUAGACUCACCUGGUUCCCAUGCCAUUGAUCACUUCUUUUCUGUGUUUAAGCUCCUUGGCCAAUUUGUGAGAGAACUUUAUUUGUCUUAAUUUGUUCCAUCAUUAAAUCUCUUCACCU
This is a messenger RNA of Xiphophorus maculatus (southern platyfish), 2942 nucleotides long. RefSeq names its product serine/threonine-protein kinase SBK1-like. Gene Ontology annotation, molecular function: ATP binding; protein serine/threonine kinase activity. NCBI's taxonomy places the organism in Eukaryota, Metazoa, Chordata, Actinopteri, Cyprinodontiformes, Poeciliidae. Gene Ontology annotation, biological process: peptidyl-serine phosphorylation; peptidyl-threonine phosphorylation. The transcript has 4 exons. The record is from RefSeq and is a predicted model, not a curated record. The coding region runs from base 192 to 1151 and encodes 319 amino acids.